Chironomus riparius is the source of this 1392-nucleotide messenger RNA. The record is from the annotation of a GenBank genome assembly. NCBI's taxonomy places the organism in Eukaryota, Metazoa, Arthropoda, Insecta, Diptera, Chironomidae.
UAUUUUCGCUUUAAAAAAUAUUUUUAUUAUUUAAUAUUUGACGUCAUCAGUAAAUUACUCCCAAAAUGAACAACAAUAUCAACGAAUUUCGUCAUCUUGGCAACAGUAUUUACUGCUUAUGGAUGAUUAAUAUUCAAGUAAUAGCAGCUAAUAUUCAAACUUUUUUCAAGUCAAUUCCCAAAGUCCCUGAACAUGUCACUCACCUUGCCUGUUUCCCAAAAAUUUAUUGACAAUUAAAUGAAAAACAAAGCCAAGAAAAUCAUCUGUAAAUUUUUUACGUUCUACUGUUUUUCGUCUGUAAUUAAUUGUCAUCGAGAUAUAAAGCACAAUAAAAAAAAAUUUUAUUGUAUCAUUCAUCAUGCUUUACUUUCUCAUUUCAAUUUUCUAUAAUUAUGAAGACCUCAAAAAUACUUUUCAUCCCAUGCUCAAUUUGCAAAAUUGAUUUUUCUUUUCACUUUUAUCUCAUUUUCUUCUCUUCAUUUUGUCAUAAUAUCACGUGCGUACCAUUUUCAUCUUCUCAUUUUGAAAACUUUUCUCUCAUUCAUUAGUAAAAUAAAUACAGCAAGUGAUAAAUGUUUUUUUUUUAACAAAAAUAUAAUUUGAAUAUUUUGCAAGAAAAAAUACAGAUAAAGGAUUAAGUUAAUGGAGAAAUUCUUGCUAUGUCUCGCGUUAGAGCUUGGUGCUAAACUUAUUGGAUGGUGGCAUUUGAUUAACGCAAUUUGUUGGACGUCUGUUCUUAGCUACUUUUUAUUUCCAUACAUUACUAGUCAACUAGCAGUCAUGAUGAUAUACGUGCUGUCACUACUUGUUUUUGCACUCUACAUCAAACGAUGUGUUGACUUAAUACAGGGCGCUAAACAGUGUGAUUUCUUCAGAGUUAACAACUUUAAGUCAAUGCUGCUGAUCUUCAUAGCUAUAUUUACACUACAAUUAUCAUGGAUUGUCUUAACACAUCGAACGGCAUUUCCUGUGCCUAAAAUGUUUCUGAUUAUAUUCACAGCAAUAUCAUUAGUUAUUGAAAUUUAUAGCUUUCUUGUUCUUGACGCAUUCGGCCUUAAACUUCAAGAAAUUUUAAGCAGCCGAACAGCCGAAGUUAGAAAUCACAUUUACGUAUCACCGUUCCGUGCGAUUGCCUUCUUUGCGUUUCUUGGACUAACAUUUGCAAUUGUGCUGACUAUUGUCAAACUCAAAGAUGAUGAUAACAGAGAAGUCGGAUAUCAUCACCUUAUACUUGAAAUAUUGGCAGCAAUUGUGGUCACAUAUGUGUUUAUUUGUAUACAUUCAAUUCACAAAAGAUUUAAGAGUGAGAAAUUUGGCAAUCGAGCAUUUGUAUUGAGUUAUUAGACUUAUUUGGAGAAUAAAGGUGUGAUUUUGGUUACUUUUACUAUAAGA